Molecule: messenger RNA, 1227 nt
Organism: Colletotrichum navitas
Lineage: Eukaryota; Fungi; Ascomycota; Sordariomycetes; Glomerellales; Glomerellaceae
Exons: 4
Coding region: 1-1227 (408 amino acids)
Source: RefSeq, a predicted model, not a curated record
AUGAGGUCUUCAACACUCAUGCCAGCCCUGCUGGCCCUCGCCCGGGCCGCCGCGAUCCCCACUCCCACCCAGCCCGCCGCUGUCUUCGUCUCCGAGGAGGACCUCGACGCCGCCAUCAAGGAGCCCCUCGUAAACUUCGUCGACGGCAACGGCCCCGUCCACGGGUUACCCUGGUACCCGGACGACCCGUCCCCGCCCUCCGCCAACCCCUUCAAGCCCUACCGCGAGUACGCGGGAGCGGACGACGGGCUCAAGAGCGCCGCGGAGGUGACAGACGGCGCCCUGGCCUGGGCGUCCCUCGAGCUCCAGGCCCUCACCGCCGCCACCCGCGGCCCUGACGAUCCCGACGACGACGCCGUGAUCCCUAGCGAGGAUGACGUCAAGGUGAUCACCGACGAGGUGGAGUCGGACGGGUACGCCUUCCCGGACGACGAGGUCAUCCGCAGCAGGUUCGUCGCGAUGCGCGCCCGGGACCUUGAGGAGAUCGCCAAGGGGCCCGCCGGCGCCGCCGCCAACGCCACGCUCCCGGCCGACUACCACCUCGGGCUGACGAAGGACCAGCUGUGCACGGCCUUCCGCGGUCUCAUGUGGAAGACGGGCGAGCUGAUCACGUCCGUGUACCAGUGGCAGCCCGAAUACGUGCCCUGGCUGGUUGAUAACAAGGGCCCUUACAUCUACGUCCUCGACGGCCUCCGUCAUAUCGAAUGGGUCCUGUGGAAGAUCGAUCGCGGUCUGCAUUACACCACCCCCUUCACCCCCGAAGAGGAGCGCGACAUCAGCCGUUGCUGGUUAGAGUUCUCCGGCCACGAGUGGCAGAGGAUCCGCCCCUUCGGCGGCCCCAGCGAGCUCUUCACGGCGCCCGACACGAAAGGGGUGCCGUCCAAGUGGCUGUUCGGCGAAAAAGAGCCCGCCACCGGCCCUUACACUCCCAGGCCCUUGUUCGCCCCCCGCCCCUCGCUCAAGAAGCUACUCCGCAUCAUCAAGGCCAAGGCGCCCGUGUCCAGGUACGAGACGUACGCCGUCCACCGCAUCCACAAGGUCCUGACCCACCUCGAAUCCUCUGUCAUGGUAAGUACGAUCCAAAUCCCGCUAACCAAAGAGCUGUUGCUCUACGACAUUGAAAAGGGCCAGGGCAUCCAGAACGCCCUCCACCUGGCCAAGGAAGCCUACAAUUGGAACAGGGCGGCCGGCUCAGAAAUAGACGUACUCCGCCCUCCCAUGCCGUAG